UCAGAAACAACAUGUCACAAUGGAAAACAACCCUAAACCUCAAUCACAGUGAGGGAGUAUUAACAUCCAGACAAAUUAAUAUAAAAAGCGGGAUUUUCCAAGGUGAUUCUCUUUCACCACUUCUCUUUUGUAUUGCUCUUACCCCAUUAUCCUCACUCUUGAAUAAAAGUAGACAUGGUUACAAGUCUGGCAACAAAGUUAUCAAUCAUUUAUUCUAUAUGGAUGAUUUAAAAACUUAUGCGAAAAAUGAUGAUGAACAAACAGGCCUACUUACUAUCGUUAAAGGCUUUAGUGAUGACAUCAAAAUGGAAUUUGGCCUUGACAAAUGUGCCAAAGCAACUUUUAAACGAGGUAAAUUGGUGAAAUCUGAAAACAUUGUGAUUGAUAUAAAUACAACCAUUCAAGAUCUUGAACAAGAAGGCACAUAUAAAUAUUUAGGAGUAAGUGAAGGUGAUGGAAUAGAACAUUCUAGCAUGAAAGAGAAAAUCAGAAAGGAAUCACUAUAGACGAAUACGACUGUUGCUAAAAUCAGAACUAAAUGCCACUAACAGAAUAAAUGCAAUCAACACGCUUGCAGUCCCAGUUGUCUCGUACAGCUUCAAUAUCAUUAAUUGGAAAUUAGAAGAUUUAAGAAGACUAGAUAGAAAAACUCGAAAGCUGCUGACAACUGCAAAAAUGCACCAUCCUAAAGCCGAUGUCGAUAGGCUUUACCUUCCAAGAACAUCAGGUGGUAGAGGUCUUAUUCAAAUUGAGACAAGCUACAAGUUAACCACUAUCGGUCUUCACACGUAUUUGAACUCCAAUGAGGACUGCCUUCUUAUGAUUGCUAGAGAGCAUGAGCAAUUGAAGAACACAACAUCUGUAGAUGUUCAAGCUGCUAAGUUUAAAAGAGAAUUCGAUGUACCAGAUAUCGAAAAAUUGGACAAUGAAGGAGCUACCACCUAUGCUCGAAGAACAAAACUUAAAGCUAAAAAUCUGGCACUUGAACACUUAAAACAUAAAUGGGAAGAAAAACCUCUUCAUGGUCAGUACCCAAAACGAAUUAAUGACAAAGAUGUGGAUCAAGCACAAACGUAUGAAUGGCUUAGAACAUCUGGCCUUAAAUCUGAAACAGAAGGGUUUAUCAUUGCUGCACAAGACCAGUGUAUCAAGACCAACUACUAUAGGAAUAAGAUCUUAAAAGAUGGAACAGACCCAAUGUGUAGGAUAUGUGGCAAAAACCAAGAGACUAUAGACCAUCUUGUUUCUGGCUGCUCAGAAUUGGCCAAAACAGAGUAUAUUCAUAGGCAUAACAAAGCAGCAGCAUACCUCCAUUGGGCAAUUUGUAAGCACUAUAAUAUUGAGGUCAAAGAUAAGUAUUAUGAACAUGAACCAUCAACUGUAGAAGACAAUGAAGAAGCUACUAUACUGUGGGAUAUGCCAAUACAAACUGACAGGGAAAUAAAGGCCAAUAGACCCGAUAUAGUAGUGAAGAAUAAGAAAGAGAAAACCUGCUUGCUUAUUGAUAUGUCUAUUCCAACUGAGAGAAACACCUCCGUAAAAACAUCAGAAAAAUUAUCCAAAUACAAAGAUCUUGAAAUAGAAAUUCAAAGAAUGUGGGGUAUGAAGACCACAACAAUACCUGUGGUAAUAGGUGCUCUCGGUCUAAUCAAGAAAGGGAUGGAAAAAUAUGUCAAGCAGAUCCCAGGUAACAUCAGGGUACAGGAAAUACAGAAGGUUGCUCUCCUUGGCACUGCUCAUAUAAUAAGGAGGGCACUGUCAAUCAAAUAAACCAUACACCCCCUCAUAGAUGCCCCAAGUCCAGGGCAUUGGACUCGGCAUCAUGAGUGAAUAGAGCAAAAUAAUUAAGAGAUAUAAAAUAAUAAUAA
Messenger RNA from Exaiptasia diaphana, 1868 nucleotides. RefSeq lists its product as uncharacterized. The transcript has a single exon. The record is from RefSeq and is a predicted model, not a curated record. Bases 676 to 1770 code for a protein of 364 amino acids. Lineage: Eukaryota; Metazoa; Cnidaria; Anthozoa; Actiniaria; Aiptasiidae.